This is a messenger RNA of Arachis ipaensis, 5634 nucleotides long. NCBI's taxonomy places the organism in Eukaryota, Viridiplantae, Streptophyta, Magnoliopsida, Fabales, Fabaceae. The record is from RefSeq and is a predicted model, not a curated record.
AUGGCCUACAAAGAGGAACAAUCUGUUGAAGGCAAAGUUAUUUCCAUUGACCCAGAAGAAGAUGUCAGCUUUGCUCCAGAGAACCUGAACAUGGUGGGGAAGAUUCUUUCGGACAAAGAAGUUAGCUUCAGCACCUGCAAAGCUGCUAUUAUGGGGAUUUGGGGUCAUCCGCAAGGUGUAGCUAUCUCCGAUGUCGGUAGGAAUAAAGUGCUGAUCAGCUUUAAAGAUGCGCGGAAAGGGAUCCACAUACGUAACGGAGGCCCCUGGAGUAUUCGAGGGAAUCUUCUUAACCUGCAGACAUGGAAUGGACGUGAGUCAAUCUAUGAGGUGGAUCAUAGGUAUAUGGAAUUAUGGAUACAAAUACAUGGACUUCCACUUAAUUAUAUAACAAGAAAAACAGCAGAGAUUAUUGGCAAGAAAAUAGGUGCUGUAAUGGAAACAGAAAAUCCUAGAUUAAACGAUACACUACAGAGAACGUUCUUGAGGGUGAGGGUCACAAUGAAUAUCACUAAACCUCUGCCAACUGGCUUCUGGUUAGCAACACAAAAUCAUCAAACUGUUUGGGUCGACUUCAAGUAUGAGAGGAUCCAAGACAGUUACUGUUUGAAUUGUGGAAUUCUGGGUCAUACUAAGAAGGAAUGUAAGAAUCCAAUGGCAAUGGCUAGCUGGGACCACACGAAACCAAGGUAUGGGCUGGGUUUGGGGGUUAGUCGAGCUAGGGCCAUCUUAGCCAAGGAAACGGAGCAGGAUGACAAAGCAAUGAACAGGGAAUGGUCUGAGGCUAAGCAGGAUUGUGAGGGGGAACGUGUAAGGAUGCAGUGUAUGAAGGAUCAGUCGGAAGCAGAGAGUGGUACGGGCAGGGGAUUAGAAGCAGAGCUUCAGAGGGACCUCAAAGCAAAUUCUGAGCAACAGGCGGGGUUAGAUAGGGAGAGCCAGGGAUCUAGACAGCAUGUUGAAGAUGUCUUACAAAAUGUACUAAUCAAACUUAUGUCUUCACAUGGGAAAGCGUUGAGAAGGGGUGACAAAUCUCCAAAUAUUAAAGCUGACAUUACAAAAGGUAAAGAUAAGCUCCAAGAGGUUGGUGAAGUAAACUCUGCUUUUAUGCCCAAUGCCACACUUUCUAGGGAGCAGCAGGGUUCUAGACCUUGUAAGUUUCAAUCUUUUAAAGAGGGGUGUCAGGAGCAUCUUCAAGUCGGGGAGAACAUGAAGCACCAACCUUUUGGUACCGAAACAAGGCUGAAUGAGGGGCAUUUCAAUGAGCUGAAGCAGAUGGAGGUUUCGUUUGAGUGCCAACAAGUGCAGCAAGGUGCUUCGGAGUAUCCCAAAAAGUUAACAAUCAGGGAAGAAUUGGAGAUGCUUUUUGGCAAGAAAGAACCCCAAAUUUAUCAAUAUGGCGUUAUGGAUUUUAAUAAGCAAUCAGAGAAGGAGACACGAAUUAUAAAGCAUGGCGGAGGUCAGUUGUGGAGCUAUAGGGAAAAACUUAAAAUGAAGAGGACCAUUACUGCAGCUGGUAGAACCAUGAUUCAACGAAUGGAAAAUGGGGAGGAGUAUUAUGUUGAACUAGCUGAGGAAAAGCAAGAUAUGAAAGAGCAGCUUGCUGCUGUGUCGGAGCAGAGGAACGAAAAUCAACAUGUGUUGGAGCUGGCUUUUGACAUGGGGUUGAAUCUGAACGCUAAAAGGAGAAGGGAUACAAGCAGCCUACCAGUCUAUGUAGACAAGAUGGAAGAUGACGAACAACUAAUAAUGGAAAAAUCAGGCGGGCCUUAUCAUGCCCCACCAGCAGCCAUGAUUGUUGUCAGUUGGAACUGUCGUGGGAUGGCGGCCCCUUCGACGGUGUCUGAACUAAGAAAUAUUUGUAAAUCUCUCAGGCCGUCCAUUUUGUUUCUUAUGGAGACUAAAGCUAGCAAUCUUAGUUGUGUUAGGAUUAGGAGAAUGUUGGGCUUUGUUAAUAUGUUUUGUGUGGAAUCCCGGGGGUUGUCCGGGGGGCUGUGUCUUUUUUGGAAAAGUAAUAUAAAUAUUAAUGUCUAUGCUUGGUGUGAUAACUUUAUUAAAGCUCAGAUCAGCACUACUAAUGAUAAAGAUUGGGAUGGAAUUUUUGUUUAUGGCCAUCCUGAUUACAAGAGAAGAAAGGAGUUAUGGAGAGAGUUAACUUAUGCAAAUAAUAAUUUGGAUGUUCCAAUGGCUUUUAUUGGAGACUUUAAUGAUGUAAUUGCACAGCAUGAGAAAGUAGGAUUGCAUCCAAAACCAAGUAGUCAGAUCGAUGCUUUUAGGCGCUUUGUAGAUAGCAAUGCUCUCAUAGACUUGGAGUUGCAAGGGACUAGAUACACAUGGUUUAGUAACCCAAGGAAUGAAUUUGUUACUAAAGAGAGGAUAGAUAGAGUUCUUGCUAAUUGGGAAUGGAGAAGAGCUUUCCAACAUGCCACUCUUUCAGCUUUACCAGCUAUUAGCUCUGAUCAUACGCCUUUAGUUCUCAAUGUUAAACCCAGAGGAGUAAGGUGCAGAUGCUUUAAAUUUGAGGCUUUUUGGGCUGACCAUGCUGAUUGUAGCAAUGUCAUAAGGAGAGGAUGGAACAGUGUUUGUAAUAGUACGGUUGAUCAUUGGACUAAUUUAACUCGAAGGAUGAAUAAUUGUAAGCAGGAUUUGAUCAAAUGGAGUAAGGUUAACUUUAAGAGGGCAGAUGUCGAAAUACAGAAACUAAUGCAUAAUCUUAAACAAGCAGAGGAAGCAGAAUAUUCCGAGAAUCAGCAACAGGAAAUUAAUACAAUGAAAGUGCAGAUUAAUAGAUUAUGGAAACAAGAGGAAAAGUAUUGGGGUCAAAGAUCUAGAGUGAAAUGGCUGAAAUUUGGUGACAAGAAUACUGCUUUUUUCCAUGCCUCUACCAUUCAACGAAGGGACAGGAAUAGGAUUGAGAGAUUGAAGGAUACUAGUGGAGAAUGGGUGUGUGGGGAGAAUGAUAUUCUUAAGCUGGCAGUUCUUCAUUUUCAGAAUCUUUUUAAAGCUUCAGGUAACCUUGCUAUGUCUGAAUGCAUUAACAAAAUUCCUAUUAGAGUGACUGAUGAUAUGAAUCGAGAGCUUAUGGAAGAGGUCUCUGAUCAGGAAAUCAAAGAAGCUACUUUUAGCCUUGGAAGUCUUAAGGCGCCAGGUCCAGAUGGUUUAAACGGUCUGUUUUUUCAAAAGCAUUGGGCGAUUGUUGAGAAGGAGGUUUGUGAAGUUGUCAAGACUUUUUUUCGGGAAGGGAUCCUACCUAAGAGCAUCGGAGAUACUAUUAUAGUCUUGGUUCCUAAGACCAAUUACCCAGAAACUCUCAAUCAGCUUCGACCGAUUAGUUGUUGUAAUUUUAUAUAUAAGAUCAUUUCUAAGCUGUUAGUUAUUAGGCUUAGAAGAUUAAUAGAUACGAUUAUAUCUCCUAUCCAGAGUGCUUUUGUGGGGGGACGCCUCAUUCAGGAUAACAUGGUAAUAGUGCAGGAAAUGUUUCACGCUUUAAAUCAAAAAGGGCAGCAUGCUUCUAGGAACUUAGCCAUUAAGAUUGAUAUGAACAAAGCCUAUGACAGGGUUGAAUGGCCAUUCCUAGAGGCUGCUCUGAAAGCUUUUGGGUUUAGUUCGCAUUGGGUUAAAAUGAUUAUGAGUUGUGUCUCACAGGUCUCUUAUAGAAUUAAGAUCAAUAGUAUUUUGUCAAGUAGUUUUGUGCCUCAGAGGGGACUAAGGCAGGGAGACCCCCUAUCGCCAUACCUGUUUAUCAUAGCAGCUGAAGUUUUUACCAUCCUUAUGAAUAAGGCUCAAGAAGAAGGUAGAAUCUCUGGUGUCAGAAUUGCCCCUACUGCUCCACCCAUUUCUCAUCUCCUUUUUGCGGAUGAUUGUAUUAUUUUCUCGAAGGAUAGUGAGGAGGAGAUUUAUCAACUCAUUACUAUUUUAAAUAUGUAUACGGAAGCCUCGGGGCAGCGAAUAAAUGUUGACAAGUCUGGGAUUACGUUCGGCAACCAGAUACCGAUCAGAAAUAGAGUAGAAAUAGAGGAGAUCUUAGGGUUGCCUGCCUGGGAUAAACCAGGUAAGUAUCUUGGUCUUCCGGCUCAGUGGGGCAGAUCUAAGAAUAAAGCUCUGAGCUGGAUUGAAGAGCGAGUGUUUGAUAAGCUUCGAGGUUGGAAAGAAAAACUCCUUAGUCAGUCUGGGCAGGAGGUUCUCAUCAAAUCGGUUAUUCAAGCGAUACCUGCCUAUGCUAUGAACGUUGUUCUCUUUCCUAAAGGUUUUUGUCGUCGUCUUAGUCAGAAAGUGGCUAAGUUUUGGUGGUCCUCCACUGGUAAGGAUAGGGGUAUCUAUUGGAAGAGUUGGGAUAAAAUCUGUGCUAGCAAAAGGGAUGGAGGAAUUGGUUUUAAGGAUUUCUAUAGUCAAAAUAUAGCACACUUGGCAAAACAGGCAUGGAGAAUUUUUGAAUGCCCUAAUGCGGUGUGGGUUCAGGUGCUUAAGGCUGUGUAUUUUCCGAAUGAGGGUUUUAAGGGAACCAAGGCAAGAAGGGGGGCUUCUUGGAUCUGGAAAAGUAUUGUAUAUGGUAAGGAUUUCCUUUUGAGGAAUGGGAGAUGGUCGAUUGGGAAUGGAGAGAAAGUGAGAAUCCUGGAGGAUAACUGGAUUUUGAACAUUCAGAGGAGUCCUCAGGUUACGAAUCAUGACGUCACUUUUGUAAAGGAGCUAAUUACUCAGGGACAGGGGUGGAAUAUGAACGAGUUGAGAAAACGUUUUGAUGGAGAUACCAUAGGGAAGAUCAUUAGAACCCCGGAACCCGAGUCCACUGAGCAUGCGUUGCUGCUUUGCCCUUGGACAAGGGCUGCGUGGUUUGGAGCUCAAAUUCAGUGCUGUCCUACGCCUCAUACAGUCUCAUCUUUUGGAAAAUGGAUAAUGGAGCUUUUUAAAAAUAUGAAGGAGUGUACAGGAACUGAUUAUGAACUGUGUAUCAGCAGAGUUGGUUUUUUGGCUUGGGAGGUGUGGAAAGAAAGAAAUCAAGCAGUACAUCAGAGGUCUAAACCUAGUCCUUCAUUGGUAAUCUACAGGGCUAAACAGAUGGAAACAGAUUUUGCAGAAAUGGCAGAAGAACCAGCUAUUUGUUCCGUUAUUGAUAGAAAGACAGUUAGAAAGGUUACCUGGAGACCGCCUCCGCCAGGAUGGGUUAAGUGUAAUGUUGAUGCAGCGUUCUUUGAAGUGCUUCAUGGAGGUGCAACAGCAGCUGUUUUCAGAGACCACGUUGGUAACCUUCUCACAGCCUCUAACUCUAAAAUAGCGGCUACCUCGCCUUUAGCUGCGGAAGCAUUAGCAGUUAGGGAAGGUCUAAUAAUAGCAAAGAACUUUCAACUGGAAAGAGUUAUCUUUGAAUCUGACAGUUUAAUUCUCAUCCAAGCUCUAAAAUCAAAGGCAACAAUUGCAGAGUUUCAAGUUAUUUUGGAUGAUAUUUUGGAUUUAGCACGAAAUAUUUCAAAUUGUGGGUUUACCUGGGCUCCUAGAGAAGGGAAUGCCUUAGCGCAUGAAGUAGCCAAGCUUACAGCCAACGGUUCUCUGCAUCAGAAUUGGCUCAGGUGCAAGCCACAAAUCAUCACGUCCAUUUUGCAAAAAGAGAAGUACACGUCACUGCAAUUGACAAACAGAUCAUGA